Alnus glutinosa is the source of this 1765-nucleotide messenger RNA. RefSeq names its product probable protein phosphatase 2C 63. The transcript has 4 exons. Gene Ontology annotation, biological process: protein dephosphorylation. The record is from RefSeq and is a predicted model, not a curated record. Lineage: Eukaryota; Viridiplantae; Streptophyta; Magnoliopsida; Fagales; Betulaceae. The coding region runs from base 217 to 1386 and encodes 389 amino acids. Gene Ontology annotation, molecular function: protein serine/threonine phosphatase activity; cation binding.
UUGCUAGUUGCUCCUCUUGACGCGGCAUCUCUUCCCCUACGACUUUCCUUUCUCUUUACUCUGCAAUCUCUCUCUCUCUCGCUCUCUCGCUUUUCAAUUCCAUUAUCACAAACCCAACACAACCGACCGAAGCACAGACACAGAAAAGGGCAAAGAAACCGAGAAACAGAGGAACAGAGGAGAGAAAACAGAGAGACUAUAACAGAGUGGGCGAGAAUGAUGCUGCGGUCGUGCUACAGGCCGCUGGAGCGCUGCUUCGUGGGGAGGCUAGGCUGUGGCUGUGGUGGAGGCGGCGAUGGGCUGCUCUGGCACACGGACCUCAAGCCCCACGCGUCCGGGGACUACUCUAUCGCGGUGGUCCAGGCCAAUUCCAGCCUCGAAGACCAGAGCCAGGUCUUCACGUCGCCCUCCGCCACCUAUGUUGGUGUCUACGACGGUCACGGUGGCCCCGAGGCUUCCAGAUUCGUCAACAAGCGCCUCUUUCCUUAUAUGCAAAAGUUUGCCACAGAGCAAGGCGGGUUAUCAGUGGAUGUGAUAAAGAAGGCAUUUGAUGCCACUGAGGAGGAAUUCUUGCAUUUGGUGAAGCGAGCAUUGCCAGCACGGCCACAAAUUGCUUCAGUUGGGUCAUGCUGUCUUGUUGGUGCUAUUUCAAAUGAUGAAUUGUAUGUGGCAAAUCUUGGGGACUCGAGAGCAGUUCUUGGACGGGGAGCUUUGGAGGGUAAAAAAAAAUCGGUUGUGGCCGAACGAUUGUCGGAUGAUCAUAACGUUGCAGUUGAGGAGGUGAGGAAGGAAUUAGAAGCCCUGCAUCCCGAUGAUGCACAUAUUGUGGUCUACACCCGUGGAGUUUGGAGGGUUAAGGGAAUAAUUCAGGUGUCAAGAUCUAUUGGCGAUGUCUAUCUUAAGAAGCCUGAGUUCAACAGAGACCCAAUUUUCCAGCAAUUUGGGAACCCUAUUCCUUUGAAGCGGCCAGUGAUGACAGCAGAACCCUCAAUCCUAGUAAGAAAGCUUAAACCACAAGACUUAUUCUUGAUAUUUGCAUCAGAUGGCCUCUGGGAGCAAUUAACUGAUGAAGCAGCAGUAGACAUAGUGUUCAAAAACCCGAGAGCUGGAAUUGCUAAGAGAUUGGUGAGAGCUGCCAUUCAGGAGGCUGCAAAGAAGAGAGAGAUGAGUUAUGGUGACAUAAAGAAAAUUAAAAGGGGAAUUAGGCGUCAUUUUCAUGAUGAUAUCACUGCUGUCGUAAUUUACCUUGACCACCAAACACGUUCCUCAAAUGCUAGACUGAAGCACAAUACAGUUUGCUGCACCAGUGCACCGGUUGACAUCUUCUCUCUCAAUACAGAUGAGACAGAAGAAACAGAAGAUGAUCUUCUUUACCCAGUUUCCUAAAGAAACGAAAACCCUUUAAAGGUUGACUGACAACUGAGCAAAGGUCACUAUUACAUAAUAAUUGAAGGAGGACAAAGUUUUCCCUUAAACUGUGUUGGUGGAAACCUUCGAUCCAGUAUAUUAAGCUGACAUUUAUUUUUAGAGUAAGUGAUUCUCACAUGUGAGAAUCACGUACUCUAAGAAUAAAUGUCAAUUUAAUAAUUUUUCCAACUCAAUUUAAAAGAAAAGUAUGUAUACUCAGAGAAGAAUGUUUAUUCCUUUUUUUAUUUUUAUUUUUUUAUUUUUUUUUCUUUUUAAAGGAUUCAUUGACAGAAGGUGCAGUUUUACAGAUAAUCGGGUUUUAUUGGUUGAUAAAUGGUAUUUUUACAUCUUUUAUUCA